Aegilops tauschii subsp. strangulata is the source of this 3186-nucleotide messenger RNA. NCBI's taxonomy places the organism in Eukaryota, Viridiplantae, Streptophyta, Magnoliopsida, Poales, Poaceae. The record is from RefSeq and is a predicted model, not a curated record.
AUGUCCAUUAGCAGCAGCAAGAAACGCUCGGCAGCAGCUAAAGCGGCAGGAACUAAGCAGCUAAGCAAUAUAGCAGCAGCGGCAGUACAGCAGCGCAGCCAGCAGCAGCAGCUACGCGGCCAACAGAGCAGCGAUCGAGCAGGGUAUAAGAUUUACUACGGCAUCAUCAUGAACGAGCAUCCUAGCAACCGGCGAUCCAUUAAUAUGAUCUUUGAGCGCCGCCAGCCGCCGCCACGGACGCCUCCUUCAAUGGUGGACGGCCUUAAGCCAGGGCAGAGGAAGGUUUUGUUCUGCUCCUUCAAGAAGAAUCUGGUUAAAGAAACCAAGGUGGCAGAUUUUAUUAGUUAUGUGUCAAAACACUCGGCAUACACCCACGGUGAGCAGAGUCUGGCAUGCGUGAUCAUACGAAUGGCUCAAGAUUUUGUUGGCGCCAAUAACAUUAACCUUUUGGAGCCCCGCGGGCAGUAUGGUACCAGGAAUUCGGGGGGCGAAGAUGCUGCUGAAGCCUUGUUCAUCUACACCAGAUUACAACCUAUCGCCCGUUUAAUUUUUCCGAAGGACGACGAUGCUCUGCUCAACUACUUGACUGAAGCUGGAAAGUCAAUUGAACCCAGUUGGUAUAUGCCAAUCAUUCCCAUGGUUUUGGUCAAUGGGAGUGGCAUUGGCACUGGAUCGAGCAGCUAUGUCCCAAACUACAAUCCAAGGGACAUUAUCGCUAAUCUGAAAAGGUUGCUAAAUGAAGAGGCUGUCGUACCAAUGGAACCUUGGUACAAGGGUUUCAAGGGCUCUGUGAAGAAGACAAGGUCAAAGGCAGCGGGUGCCACAUAUACCAUCAGUGGUGUUAUAGAGAAGGUUGAUGACACCAAGCUUAGAAUUACUGAGCUUCCCAUCCGCUGCUGGACUAACGAUUACAAAGAGUUUCUUGAAUCCAUACAUGUUUGGAAAGAACCAACGUUUCUAGAGGAAUGCCAAUCACGAUGCGAUCAUGCAAGUGUGGAGUUUGAGGUUAUCUUGAGUGAGCAAAACAUGAAUGUUGCUACGCGAGAAGGCCUUGAGAAGAAAUUCAAGCUGACAACCACAAUAGAAACAACAAACAUGCACUUGCUCGACUCGGAUGGAAAAAUUCGAAAAUAUAACACCCCAGAGGACAUACUUAAAGAGUUCUUUAAACUGAGGCUCGAAUACUAUUGGAGAAGAAAGGCAGUAAUGUUGAAAAAUAUUGGGAAAGAGUUGUUGAAGCCUAAGAACCAAGUGAGGUUUAUUCUUGCUGUUAUUUCCGGGGACAUCGUGGUCAAUAACAGGAAGAGGGCAGAGCUAUUCCUGGAGCUUAAGCAGAAGGGCUAUCAACCUUUCCCACAGAAAAAAGUUGUAGCUAAUGAAGUAGACGAGGAAAGUAAUUAUGAGUACCUUCUCGCAAUGCCGAUUGGUAACUUGACACUGGAGAAAGUACAGGAGCUCCUUGCAGAACAGAAGAAAUUAGAGGACGAACAUGAAUUUCUAGGCAAAGCAACUCCGGAAAUUCUUUGGCUGAGAGACCUUGAUGCUCUUGAAAAGGAACUGGAUGUGCUUGAUGCAAAAUUUCAAGCUGAACAGGAGGAGACAAGACGUAAGCGGGAAAAUUACUUCAAAGACGAGAAGGCGUCUAAAGCCGCACCCAAGAGACGACGGCCUAAUAAGACUGCAGCCAAAUCUCAGAAGGUACAGAGUAACACAAGUGAUAAAGUUCUCAAGUUACAGAGGAGAGGACUAGACAGUAUAUGUUGCUCUUUAACUGAUAAAAUAAUCUUACUUUUUGAGACAAAUUUGGUUGGGAACGACGACGAUGAUUUUGAAACGAAACCUGCAGCACAAAAGAAGAAACCACGCCAGAAGGCAAGUUCACUGGCGAGGGAUGGUGAGGACGAAGCAUUGGAACUAAAAAAUCGUCUCGAUGUUUAUAGUUUUGGCGUGUCCUCAGAACUUAGUGCCAUGGAAACUGAGACUACAAAAGAACAUAAUAAGAAAGGAAAGAAAGGGAGGAACGAGCCAAGCAAAAGAGGCACAACAAAGAAGGCCGUGGCACCCUUAACCGACUUGUCUGGUGAAGACAUAGCAGUGCCCAUCCACAAGAGCGAGGACAAGAAGUUUACCGUGGAAGAAGCACAAAUUGAGAAGAAAAGCAUCUCUCAAAAUAGUGCCAUUAAAACUGAGACUACAAAAGGACACCAUGAAGGAAAGAAAGAGAGAAACGGGCCAAGCAAAAGAGGUGCGGUGAAGAUGGCCAUGGCACCCUUAACCGAGUUGUCUGGUGAGAACGAGGACAAGUUUGCCGUGGAAGAAGUGCAAGUUGAGAAGAACAGCAGUGGACCAGAGCCUGCUGCAAAGAAGCCAAGGAAGACUACCAUCAGGAAGAGGGCGUCUGGUCAGAGCAAGUCCAGUGCUCCUUCUCCUGAGAAGAAGGUGCGAAAGAAGAGUGGCUCGGUUGCGCAGAGAGUUGCGAGCGCUUCAACCGCAACAGAAGACGCUGAGGCUCCUCUUCCCUCCGGCAGCUCUGCUCAGCCUGUAGCACCGAGAAGGAAGGACGCGACGCCGAGGGCGCCGCCGCCGCCCAACAGAGUUGAGGUUUUCACCCGGGAGACUAGAGGGAUGGGGGGCGACGGAUCUGACCUGAACGGCGCCUCCAGGGAGGGGAACGGCGCCACGAGCGUCGCCGCCGCCAAGACCGACGAGGCCGGCCUGGAAUUUCUCCCGCGCAUAUCACGCGGCUGCACGUUCAAGAGGAAUGGAAACGAGCAGCACGCUCCAUUCUGGAUUCUGAAACUCACGAGCGCCCAGCCCAAGAACUCGCCGGAGCCGGAGCCGGAGCGAUCCUCGCCGAUGUUUUACGACCAUGACCUCAGUCCCUUCUUGAAGCCAGAGGCGGACCCCGAACGGUCGACACCUCCUUCAAUGGUCGACGGCCUGAAACCAGGGCAGAUGAAGGUUUUGUUUUCCUCCUUCAAGAAGAAUCUGGUUAAAGAAAUAAAGGUGGCACAUUUUAUUGGUGAUAUUGUGUCAAAACAAUCAGCAUACCAUGAUGACCAUGUUGAGCAGGCUAUAGCAUGGGUAGUUAUGCUUAUACGCAUGGCUCAAGAUUUUGUUGGCAGCAACAACAUUCCUCUUUUGGAGCCCCGCGGGCAGUUUGGUACCAGGAAUUCGGUGGGUUAG